Molecule: messenger RNA, 996 nt
Organism: Nicotiana attenuata
Lineage: Eukaryota; Viridiplantae; Streptophyta; Magnoliopsida; Solanales; Solanaceae
Exons: 1
Coding region: 1-996 (331 amino acids)
Source: RefSeq, a predicted model, not a curated record
AUGGGGGCUUGGAGGAGUAAUAGGGACGCAAGCGCUAUGUGGACCACGACUGCGCAGUGCAUUAGGGAAGCCACGAGAGAGGUAUUAAGGGUCUUAAAGGGUUACUCCUGUGGUAUUAAGGGAGACUGGUGGUGGAAUGGAGAGGUGCAAGGAAAAGUGGAAACUAAGAAAGCGGCGUAUCUGAAGCUAGUGGAAAGUGUAGACGAGGAGGAGAAGAGGGCGAAUAGGGAGCAAUAUAAGUUGGCUAAGAAAGAGGCGAAGCUAGUAGUUACGGCCAAGACUGCAACUUUUUGUUGUUUGUAUGAGGAACUCGAGGGCCGAGGUUGGGAUAAGAGGUUGUUCAGGUUAGCCAAGGCGCGAGAAAGGAAGGCUCGUGACUUGGACCAAGUGAAGUGCAUCAAGGACGAAGAAGGUAGAGUUUUGUUGGAUGAGGGGCUUAUCCGUCGGAGAUGUCAUACCUACUUCCAUAGUCUCUUGAACGAGAAGGGUGACAGGAGCAUUAUACUUGGUAAUUUGGAACUCUCCGGGAGUCAUUGUGACUUUGGGCAUUAUAGGCGGAUUAGAGUUGAUGAGAUUGAGGGGGCUAUGCGUAACAAGAGCAGGGGCAAAGUGACCGAGCCGGAUGAAAUCCCGAUAGAGUUUUGGAGGAGUGGGGGCAAGGCGGGAUUGGAGUGGCUCACUAGGUUAUUUAAUAUCAGUUUUAGAACGAAGAGGGUUCUCGAAGAGUGGAGGUGGAGCACGAUGGUUCCUGUAUACAAGAACAAGGGUGAUAUCCAAAAUUGCAAUAACUAUUGGGGUAUCAAGCUGUUUAUCCAUACUAUGAAAGUCUGGGAGAGAGUGGUAAAGCUAAGGGUGAGGAGGAGUGUGUCUAUUUCUGAGAACCAGUUCGGGUUUAUGCUGGGGCGUUCGACUACAGAAGCCAUCCACCUUAUAAGGAGAUUGAUGGAACAAUAUAGGGAGAGGGAGAGGACUUGCAUAUGGUGUUCAUCGACUUAG